UCACACACCGACUCCCGACAUGAAGGUUCUCGUGAUUCUUGCGUUGGUGGGUGCCGCGUGCGCCGCUGCCCUUCCUGUUGAAGAAGCGGCUCCUGUUGAGACAGCAGAUCUUGUGGCGGACCCAGUACCCGUGGCAGAUACUGAAGAAGUUGUACAAGCCAAAGCUGAAUUCAAGACAGCCUUCGCGGCCGCCGCCGCCGCUGCUGCUGCUGACGAGGUCCCUGAAGUGGUUGUUCCCGAAGGUGCUCCCCUCCCAGUGGAAGACACUGCAGAAGUCGCUGCUGCCAAGGUUAAAUUCCAGGCCGCUUUUGACGCCGCUGCAGCUCGUGCUGAAGCCGCCCCCGACACCGACCUGGAUGGUAAAAUCUCCACCUACACCGGCUUCCUCUCCUCCAUCGACGGCAAACUGUCUCCUUUCUACACCAACAGCCUCCCAUACGGUGCCUACGGUAUCCACGCCCCCGUAUUUGCUGGUGGAGCCCCAGUGGUUGUUGGAAACAAGAUAGUUGCUGGAACACCAACAGCUGCAGGAACCCCACUGACCUACAGCGGUCUUGGACUCUCAGCAGCCCAUGGUUUCCCUGGUGCCUAUGGUUUCCCUGGAGCUUAUAGUUUCCCUGGUGCCUAUGGUUUCCCUGGUGCCUAUGGUUUCCCUGGUGCCUUUGGUUUUCCUGGUGCCUACGGUUUCCCUGGUUUUCCCUUCGUACAGGCCCCUGAGGCCAAAGAGUAAAGACCUCGUCUACUUUACUAUGUUAGGUACCUGUGUAUGAGAUUUUUGUACAGCAAAUAACAUUCCCUCAAGACAUCAACCUCCUGUAAAACCCUACAUCUCUCUGAAAUUGAAUUAUUGAAACAACUCUAUGUAAAAAUCAUCCUUCUUAAUAAAAUUUAUGAGCGUG
This is a messenger RNA of Homarus americanus (American lobster), 899 nucleotides long. RefSeq names its product translation initiation factor IF-2-like. The record is from RefSeq and is a predicted model, not a curated record. NCBI's taxonomy places the organism in Eukaryota, Metazoa, Arthropoda, Malacostraca, Decapoda, Nephropidae. The transcript has 2 exons. Bases 20 to 730 code for a protein of 236 amino acids.